Molecule: messenger RNA, 989 nt
Organism: Triticum aestivum (bread wheat)
Lineage: Eukaryota; Viridiplantae; Streptophyta; Magnoliopsida; Poales; Poaceae
Product: ABC transporter C family member 1
Exons: 3
Coding region: 199-657 (152 amino acids)
Source: RefSeq, a predicted model, not a curated record
GAUUGCUGUAAGUAGAUCCGUGCACUCCACCCGAAGAAGUUUAUACUAUUUUUUAUGUUUAAUCACACAUAUUCUUUUUUCCUCAACUGCACAACUCUUGGUACCCCAAACUUAGUUUAAAGUAAUAUUUUGUUUCAGAUUUCGGAAUUUGACACCCCCGAGAACCUUCUGAGCAAUGAGGAUGGUGCUUUCUCCAAGAUGGUUCAGAGCACAGGGCCUAGCAAUGCAGAAUAUCUUAAGUCUCUUGUGCUUGGGAAUGGUGAAGAGAGGCUGCGAAAGGAAGAAAGUAAGCUGCAAGAUAUUCAGAGGAAAUGGGCCGCGUCGAACCGAUGGGCUGUUGCUGCCCAGUUUGCGCUUGCUGCUAGCCUCGCAUCAUCCCACAGCGACCUUCUCUCAUUGGAGGUUGCUGAGGGAAACAACAUCCUCAGGAAAACAAAGGACGCAGUAAUCACCCUGCAGGGCGUCCUUGAAGGGAAGCACAACACUGAAAUCGAGGAGUCGCUCACAGAGUAUCAGGUUCCAUCUGAUAGGUGGUGGUCGUCACUUUACAAAGUCAUCGAAGGCCUCGCCACGAUGAGCAAACUGGGGCGCAACCGUCUACGGCAACCUGGUUACAGUUUUGAAAACCACGGGUCUAUUGACUGGGAUCAAAUUUAGGUGUAGAACACUCCGUUGCUGCGCUACCGAAUCCCUGGAACCGCAUCGUGGAAUAGUUUGGGGGUGUGCAUUAAUCAGGCACGGUUUAAUUUCUACAGUAUUGUAGUACAUUUCAUUGCCAGUACAUUGACGUGCAAGUCGGGAGUUACUCAGUAGAAACGCCGUCUUGAUGCCUAUCUGAAGGCGAAUAACAAGGGGAUUUUGUAGCAGUGGCAGUCUUGUAAUGUCGUCCGCAUGGGUUACAUUUCUUGUGCCCAAUCUCGGUAAUCAGCGUACCCGAAAUUUUGAUAAUAUUGUGCAAUACGAGUGUACGUGGAUUCUUUAUGUCCUGA